AUGAACUGGGAAAAUGAAGUGCUUGAUCUUUUGGCAGGAAGAUCAUUAGAUUCUGGAAUACCCAGUGCCAUCAAUUUGGAAAUACAGGAGAAAUAUAGCGAUGUCAAGUUGGACUACCUAUUGUCACAUACAAAUCAAAGAGCUGCAUUAGCUGUUUUAUUAGCAAAGAUACCAAUUUUAGAUACAACUGAAGUCAUAAGGACACUAGAAAAUGUCUUGCAUCUGCUUAAGCUGCCCACAAUUGAAUGGAUUUGGUGGGUUGAUGAUUAUACGGUUACAAAAGGCGAAUAUAGAAUACAAAUUGAUUUUAAAGAACAUGCAAGAAAUUUAUUGAUCAUUGCAAAAGAGGUGGUAACCCAGAGGAAAGACUUAUUGAAUACCUAUAAAAUGGAGAUACUAGAAAGUGUUGGUGCUUUUAACAUAGAUGCUCCAUGGUGUGGUGAAAGUAUGUUGAAGAUUAGUCAAGAAGUUCUAUCACAUAUUGAUAUUGAUGACGAAGUUUUGAUCCAAUUGGUGAAUGGAUUGAAAUCAAAGCUCUCAAACUUGAAGAAUAAUAAAGUUUCACAAGCUGGUUACAAAAAAUUGAAUCUAAAUAAUGGGUUAAGACCAAGGUUAGGCUUCAAUGAAAUCGAAGAUCAACGCUACAAAUGGAAAACUGAAAACAUUGAUUCAAUAUCUCUUUUCAAAUUGCUACUAGAGAAUUUAGAAGGAUCAAAAGUGAAGGAAUAUUGGUGGAUAAUAUCACCAACAAUCUUGAAUAUCCUUGAUGAUUAUGAAGGCCCAAUAAAGUUAAAAGGUGUUGAGCUGUUAUCAAUAUUACUUUCCAAAGUUGAUGAUGAUUAUUUGAAACUAACAGGGAUGAUCGAUAUAUUUUAUGAUGCUAUUGCACCGCUAUUAACCUAUCUACCAAAGUUAACACCUACUAAACAAUCAGUAAUGAUCCAAAAGCAAACAUAUCCUGUGUUGAUACGAAUGUUUUCCAAGACUCCAGAUUUCAAAGAUCGUCUAAUAAAGUUGUUAAACACUGGUAUUUAUCAGUCCAUUAACAAUGUGCGUGAUAAUUUUGAGAUUUUGCCUAUUUUGACUGACCAUAUGAUCAGAAUCGUUGAAUGUUUGGGGAUUACCACAGUUAAAUGUCUUCCAAGAUUAUUAUACACUUUAGGAAUGAUAAUUGCUGAUCCUUUCAUCUAUUUACACCAAACACUGUUCUCCAAGGCGCUGCACUGUCUUAUUGCCAUUUUACUGAACGGUUGGCCUAGGAUUGAAAAUCAUAAAUAUGAUAUACUGGGAAUGAUAGUAUUAGGAUUCAAGAAAUAUGAAAAAUCUGAAGAUGUUGAAGAAAAGUUGAAGGUUUUAGUGGCAUUAUUACGCAAAGUAUGUGAUGAAGACAAGUUAGAGAACGAUAUCAAAGAGUUGGUCACCAAUGAUUCAACAUUGAAAGGAUUGUUCAACAAAAUAUAA
Hansenula anomala is the source of this 1461-nucleotide messenger RNA. It is a transcript of the gene TTI2, whose product is annotated as Tti2p. The record is from RefSeq and is a predicted model, not a curated record. The transcript has a single exon. Bases 1 to 1461 code for a protein of 486 amino acids. Gene Ontology annotation, cellular component: nucleoplasm; cytosol; centrosome. Lineage: Eukaryota; Fungi; Ascomycota; Saccharomycetes; Phaffomycetales; Wickerhamomycetaceae.